Molecule: messenger RNA, 817 nt
Organism: Melanaphis sacchari
Lineage: Eukaryota; Metazoa; Arthropoda; Insecta; Hemiptera; Aphididae
Gene: Trs33
Product: trafficking protein particle complex subunit 6B
Exons: 4
Coding region: 277-747 (156 amino acids)
Biological process (GO): endoplasmic reticulum to Golgi vesicle-mediated transport; regulation of GTPase activity
Cellular component (GO): cis-Golgi network; TRAPP complex; trans-Golgi network
Source: RefSeq, a predicted model, not a curated record
UAUUAUUUUGUAAUUUCACUGACCGUACUAUAAUUACUAUUCAAUUAUUUAUUUAUAAUUUAUAUUGUACAUUUGUUUUGUACCAAAAAACAUUACUUAGUACUUCAUGUAUUUAAUCAUUGGUUUCAUGUUAAUUUAAAAUUAACAGUUGUUACUUGCCAGUGUAAACUAUUGGUGUAUGCAAUCAUAUUGAGCGCAGACAGUGCAGAGUAUACAUAACGAAUAACCAAAUUGAAUUAAUUCAAAUUUAGUUUUUGUUAAUAUAUUAAUAGAGAAAUGUCUGCGGAAGAUGUGCUAUUCGAUAUGUUACACUCAGAAAUUGUGUCAUAUUUAGUGUCCAAAUCCGCGGAGGAUGAAGAUAUAUCAAUAUUAGAACACUUGGGUUAUUCUUGUGGUUGGCGCCUGAUUGAAAGAAUAACAAAAGAAUUGCCGAGGUACAAAGAAGAGCUAGAAGUUUUAAAAUUUAUAUGUACAGAUUUUUGGUCUUGCGUUUAUAAAAAGCAAGUGGAUAAUUUACGAACCAAUCAUCAAGGUGUCUAUGUGUUGCAUGAUAACGAGUUUCGAUUUUUCAGCAAAUUGUCAAAUAGUACACAGUACCUUAAAUCUGCACCCAAAUAUGCUACUUUUACAUGUGGUCUGAUUCGAGGAGCUCUAGAAAAUUUUGGAAUUUCAAGCAUUGUAACAGUUGAAAUAAUUAGAAUGCCAUCAUGUAAAUUCCACAUACAAGUACUUCCAUCUUCAUCUUAAUAAUUAUUAUAUUCUGUAUAAUAUGCACACAGAUAAUUAAUGAUUAAAUUGAAUUAUCAAUUUUAUAAAA